Messenger RNA from Thlaspi arvense, 264 nucleotides. Lineage: Eukaryota; Viridiplantae; Streptophyta; Magnoliopsida; Brassicales; Brassicaceae. The record is from the annotation of a GenBank genome assembly.
AUGGUUAUUGAUUUUGUGAAUAGAUUUGAAGACCAACGAUGCAGAAAUUGGCUGAUUUCAAGCGUCCUUCUUCAACUAUCCUCCAUACUUCACGUUGAAGAAAAGUCCGUUUCUUUUGUUUUCAGUUUGCAGCAUGUGAGGGACACUCGUGAGAAGCAAAUACAGCUGUGGGAAGAGCUUAUUUUCGAUUACUGCAAAACCCAAAAAGUUUUCUUGAUUGGCGUUGAAGAAGAUUUUCCUCUCUUCUCAAACUCUUCCAUUGAU